Tympanuchus pallidicinctus (lesser prairie-chicken) is the source of this 6512-nucleotide messenger RNA. RefSeq names its product valosin containing protein interacting protein 1 (gene VCPIP1). Lineage: Eukaryota; Metazoa; Chordata; Aves; Galliformes; Phasianidae. The transcript has 3 exons. Gene Ontology annotation, biological process: protein K48-linked deubiquitination; endoplasmic reticulum membrane fusion; Golgi reassembly. Gene Ontology annotation, molecular function: cysteine-type deubiquitinase activity. Bases 133 to 3783 code for a protein of 1216 amino acids. The record is from RefSeq and is a predicted model, not a curated record.
GCUCAGUGGAUGGGGCGCUGCGGCCGGCGGCGGUUCCGGCAUCCGUCAGACGCCGGCCGGCGGCCGGGGAGGAGGGGAUGAGCCCGUGAGGCGGAGGAGCGCGGGUGGGGCGAGCCCGGCCGGAGCGGAGCGAUGUCCCAGCCCCGGCAGCAGCCGCCGCCGCCGCCGUCUCCUCAGCAGCAGCCGCAGCCGCCGCCUCCGGCCGCCGCCAAGAAGCGGGAGCGGCGCAUCUUCUCGGGCACCUGCCCCGACCCCAAAUGCCAGGCGCGGCUGUUCUUCCCGGCCCACGGGCCGCAGGGCGCCGGCAGCAUCGAGUGCACGGACUGCGGGCAGCGGCACGAGCAGCGGCAGCUGCUGGCGGUGGAGGAGGUGACGGACCCCGACCUGGUGCUGCACAACCUGCUGCGGAACGCGCUGCUGGGCGUCAGCGGCGCCGGGCCGCCCCGCAGGAACACCGAGCUCGUCAAGGUGCUGGGCCUCUCCAACUACCACUGCAAGCUGCUGGCUCCCAUCCUGGCCCGCUACGGCAUGGACAAGCAGACGGGCAAGGCCAAGCUCCUCACGGAGAUGAACCAGGGAGACAUCUUCGACUGCUCCCUGCUGGGGGACCGCGCCUUCCUCAUCGAGCCGGAGCACGUCGAGACCGUCGGCUACGGCAAGGACCGCUCCGGCAGCCUCAUCUACCUGCAUGACACUCUGGAAGACAUCAAGAAGGCCAACAACAGCCAGGAGUGCCUCAUUCCUGUCCACGUGGAUGGAGACGGCCACUGUCUGGUCCACGCGGUCUCACGGGCGCUCGUGGGCAGGGAACUAUUCUGGCACGCUCUGCGAGAGAACUUGAAGAAGCAUUUUGAGGAGAACCUGAGUCACUACAAGGCGCUCUUCCACGAUUUUAUCGACGUGGCUGAGUGGGAGGACAUCAUCAAUGAGUGCGACCCGUUGUUUGUUCCUCCGGAAGGUGUGCCCAUGGGCCUUAGGAAUAUUCACAUCUUUGGCCUGGCCAACGUGCUUCAUCGGCCUAUCAUCCUGUUAGACUCACUGAGCGGAAUGCGAAGCUCCGGAGACUAUUCAGCAACAUUCCUCCCUGGUCUGGUACCCCUAGAAAAAUGUAUGGGAAAAGAUGGCAUGUUGAACAAGCCGAUUUGCAUCGCCUGGAGUAGUUCAGGACGUAACCAUUAUAUUCCUCUGGUUGGAAUAAAAGGUGCUGCUUUACCUAAACUGCCUAGAAAGCUCCUGCCUAAAGCCUGGGGAGUUCCACAAGACCUCAUCAAAAAAUACAUCAAGUUAGAGGAGGACGGUGGUUGUGUUAUCGGAGGAGACAGAAGCUUGCAAGAUAAGUAUUUGAUGAGACUGGUUGCUGCAAUGGAGGAGGUUUUCAUGAGUAAACACGGUAUUCACCCCAGUCUUGUAGCUGAUGUGCAUCAGUACUUCUACAGAAGGACUGGGGUAAUAGGAGUCCAGCCUGAAGAAGUCACGGCAGCUGCCAAAAAAGCAGUGAUGGACAACCGCCUUCACAGGUGCCUGAUGUGUGGAGCCCUUUCAGAACAUCAUGUGCCUCCAGAGUGGUUGGCUCCAGGGGGGAAAUUGUAUAAUCUGGCAAAAAAUACCCACGGUCAGCUGAGGCCUGACAAAAAUUACAGCUUUCCCCUGAACAAUUUGGUGUGUUCUUACAGCCCUGCAAAGGAUGUGCUGGUACCAGACUACAGCCUGAGUAGUUUGACUACGUGUAACUGGUGUCACAGUAACUUAGUGCGUCGUGUCCGAGAAGACGGCUCUGUUUCGUAUUUGGAUGGAGACAGAACUAACACUAGGUCUACGGGUGGCAAGUGUGGCUGUGGAUUCAAGCACUACUGGGAAGGUAAAGAGUACGAUAACCUCCCCGAAGCGUUUCCCAUUACUCUCGAGUGGAGUGGAAGAGUGGUGAGAGAGACGGUCUACUGGUUUCAGUAUGAAAGUGACACCUCUUUGAACAGCAACGUGUAUGAUGUUGCCAUGAAGCUUGUCACCAAACAUUUCCCUGGUGAGUUUGGUAGUGAGAUUCUUGUUCAGAAAGUUGUCAACACGAUAUUGCAUCAAACUGCCAAAAAGAACCCUGAUGAUUAUACCCCUGUAAAUAUUGACGGUGCUCAUGCCCAAAGAGCUGGGGAGGUACAGCAAGGACAAGAGUUAGAAUCACAACUUCCAACCAAAAUUAUUUUGACUGGACAGAAGACAAAAACUUUGCACAAGGAGGAGUUAAAUAUGAGCAAAAUUGAAAGAACUAUUCAGCAGAACAUUGCAGACCAGGCCUCUGUGAUGCAGAAACGGAAAAGUGAAAAAGUAAAACAAGAGCACAAAGGGCAACCGAGAACUGUGUCUCCAGGGGCUGUUCGUGAGGGGCCAUCAUCUGCACCUGCUACGCCAACAAAAACCCCGUAUUCGCCAACGUCUACAAAGGAAAAGAAAAUCCGAAUAACAACGAAUGAUGGGAGGCAGUCCAUGCUUACCCUGAAGUGCACUACCACUUUCUUGGAACUACAGGAAAGCAUAGCUAGAGAGUUUAAUAUUCCUCCAUAUUUGCAAUGUAUUCGCUAUGGCUUUCCUCCUAAAGAGCUUUUGCCUCCCAAAGAAGGCAUGGAAAAUGAACCUGUGCCUUUGCAGCAUGGUGACAGAAUUGCCAUAGAAAUCCUGAAAGGUAAGGAGGAGAGCAGCCAGCCUGCUGCAGCACACUCAGCCCACGCCGUGAAACAUGACGAUGUGGCAGUGACCAGUAAAAUCUCAUCGAAGGAGCUGCAGGAGCAAGUUGAUAAGGAGAUGUACUCUCUGUGUCUUCUAGCAACGCUGAUGGGAGAAGACGUCUGGUCUUAUGCAAAGGGCCUUCCUCAAUUGUUUCAGCAGGGCGGAGUAUUCUACAGCAUAAUGAAGAAAACCACAGGUUUGGUCGAUGGCAAGCACUGUACUUUUCCACAUCUGCCUGGUAAAAACUUUGUGUACAACGCGGCGGAAGAUCGAUUAGAGCUGUGUGUGGAUGCUGCUGGGCACUUUCCUAUCGGUCCUGAUGUCGAAGACUUGGUUAAAGAGGCCUUAAGUCAAGUGCGAGCAGAAGCUGCUUCACGAAGCAGGGAAGCAAGUCCAUCUCAUGGAAUGCUGAAGCUGGGUAGUGGUGGAGUAGUGAAAAAGAAAUCUGAACAGCUACAUAACAUAACUGCAUUUCAAGGAAAGGGCCAUUCGCUAGGAACUGCAUCUGGUAGUCAACAACAUGAUCAAAGAGCCAGGGAAACACCACUUUUAAGAAAGCAUAGUACAGAAACAGACUUCAGUCCUGCUAAAAUUGAGCCUUCUGUAUUCCCAGCUGCUUCUGGUAAGAGCGAGCUGAUCCGAAUAGCUCCUGGAGUUGUGACAAUGAGAGACAGCAGGCAGCUCGACCCUACUUUGAUUGAGGCACAGAGAAAAAAGUUGCAGGAAAUGGUCUCCUCUAUUCAGGCUUCAAUGGAUAGACACUUGCGGGAUCAGAAUACAGAGCAGUCAGCAGCAGUUGAUGUAUCUCAAAGAAAAGUAGAGGCAGUGAGUUCAACUGCUAAAACUGGGAGCUUUCAGGCUGCCUUGCCUGAACCGUUUUCUGCACCGGGUGGUACUGAACACUUGAAUAUUGAGUCAGCUGGUGAUAACAUGGAGAAUUCUGUGGGAACAACUUUCCCUGCAAGGUCUAAAGCACAAAAGGGAAAUUCUGUUGAGGAGCUUGAGGAAAUGGAUAGUCAAGAUGCAGGAAUUAGUAAUGUAACUGAGCCAAUGGAUCACUCUUGAUAGGUUAAAAUCUAAUAAGGGUAGAAGAAAUUACUGUUCAAAUGUAAUGUUUAUUGGCUGGGCCACACAAAGUGAUUAGUUAUUAAAUCUUGUACGUAUGUCAAAAAAAUUAUAUCAUCUUAUUCAGUGCAUGAUAAGCAAGUGUGUGAUUGGCAAUAGCUUUUAAUAUUACCAUACUGCUACCCAGGCUGGCUCUGUUACCUGUAAAUUAGUUAUUAGGAAAUGCACUGAGAUGAAUAUCUGCUGUAAUGUGGGUUAUUGAAAGUUCUUUGUAAUUUUUAAUUCCAUGUAAGUCUUAAAAUUUAAGCCCAUGCGAGAUUCUUACUGUGCUAGUUGAGGCUACUGGAAAGGCUAAACCAGGCAAAACUAGAAACUUGACAAGGUUAAUCCUGUCCCAGGUACUUAAUUCCACUCAAGAAUACACUAUAAACAUGAGCUACACAUGAAAAGCAAUUGAAACUAAACUUGUCUUAAAUUUUACAGUUUGACAUAUACAUUUCUUUAAUUACAUUGUACUGGCACUUCCUCAGAUGUAAAAACGUUUUCAUUCAUACAGCUGUAUACACUUGUCAGAAAUCUUGGAAUAAGUGUAACUGUAGUCAAUUCUAUUUUCUGCAUAUGUCAGUUUAAGCAAGUUAAGAAAGUGUAUGGUGAAGAUAAAGUGAACGUGGGGUGGUUAUGCGUGGCUGUCUGAGCCAACACAGCCAUGUUGAUGCUCUGGUACAUUUCCUCCCAAAUACUGAGCUGGUUCAAACGUUUUAUGACUUUAAAUACAACAGCGGGAGAGAAAUUGGCAAUUGUAAGAAAAAACAAAAGUUCAUUAGCAAUUCUGUUUCUCUUAAAAGGCUUCAAUUACUAGCAUUGGUCAGUAACUGGCAAAAAAAACCCAAACCAAAAUAAAACAAGGAAACAACAAAGAACCCAAACAAAUAAUGGCUGCCCUCUUCAGAGCAAAUUAGUGAUUUAUUGGAAGGAAACGACUCUCUAAAACACAUUUUCCUCAAGCAUUUGCUAGCAGUUGAGCUUUUGGAAGCUAGCUGUUUACUCAGUGGCAGCAAGGAAUGUAACAAGGAAUACACGUGUUUCAUUGGCUAUAAAGACUACCCACCUUGAUUGGCUUCAGUUUGGGGUGCAGGUUUCCCUGUGUCUGUAAUAUUAUCGCUGGUAUCCACAUAAGUAGUGUGUUCAUCAGACCUGCAGUGCUAAUUUUUAAGGAGGAGCCAUUAUGCUUGCUCCCUAAGGAUGGAAUGUUUAUCUGAUAUUGCACUUUGCUUCCUAUCUUCAUAGCCACAUUUAAGUGCACUGUUGUUGCUUCUUCUAAUGGUAAAAUAACAUUGAAUGAAUGAAAGAUGCUAAUACAGCUUCAGAGGAAUUAAGAGCAUUUAAGAUAUUGAAGUCAGUGUUUGUGCACAUGUGGGUUUUUACCAGUUCAGAAAUGUUUGUAUUGUAUAUGUUUGUAUUCAGAAAAGUCCUCGCUUUUUACAUUUCUAAUCACUUAAACUGUUCUGAGCAUUAGAAUGCAAAAUGCCCCAUGAAGAUUUAUUUUUGUAUGUUUUAAAGAAAAAAAAAAAUUAGCUGAUGUGAUCCACUUAAAGGAUAGGCCCCCCAUUUUGUGGAAGUCAAUUUGAAUUUCUCUCUUGACUACCUUCUUAUGCAGAGGGAGUGAAUAUGUUACAAUGUAUAGGUUUAGGUAAAAUAGAAGAAUCACAUUUUCACGAAUAAAUGCAAAAACUGAAGGCCUCCAAUCUGUAAGUUAGUGACUUGGCAACUUGAAAUGUAUAAAGUAGUCUGGCACACCAGAACCAACCUUGCUGAUGCACUGAUUAACUGGCAGUGCUUAUUCAAUGAGAAACAGGAUGCACAUGCAGCAGCUGGAAGCUUGCCACGACUUCUGAAAACAUUUAGUCUCCCAUGAAUCAGUCUAGCUGUCUGAAGGCUAUUUCUGUAUAUAAAAUGUUGAGCAGAGGAUUGUGCUUUGUCACAGCUUGAGGUUUAGAAAAGUCUGGCAGUGGAGCGUUCCUGGGAAGGAACUUCAGUGAGGAGGGGCUGAGGGGAAGGAGUCACCUGAAUCUUUUGCGUUUUAGAGAAGACUGCUAUCACUUUGACACUUUCAACCUUUCCUUUGCAAAAAUCUUCCUCAGUUAAAAAUAAAUGAGCACUGUAUAUGAGAGAAUUUUAAUUUUGAAAUAAAUUGAAAUAUUUAUUGCACAUCAUCCUUAUUCCAAGGAAAGGUGCUUACUUUAAUGCCUUUGUGGUAAGGGUGCAGAAGUUUGUGUGCCUUUUACUGUGUAAAGAGGAAGGCUUGGUUUGCUUUUGACACGCUUCCCAUUUCAGCAGCAACUCGAUAUUUUCAAUCUUCACUAAAUAGAAGUAGACACAGAUAAUAGCUCUGCUUGACUCACACUUACUGUCAUCUCUGGGAUCCACUAAUCUCACAUAGAUCAGAAUUCUCCAGUUCCUAAAACAAAAUCGUCUCACAAAGGAAUGGUAAAAUGGUGUCAAAAUUACAACAUCUGCUGAAAUGAACUCUUUUGGUGUCACGUAGGAUUGUGCAUUUUUUGGUGCAGUGUUCUUAUUUCACCUAGCUUUCUCACGCAUUUAAAUAUUAGUGUUUUUGAGAAAGAUGGCUUUUGAUACUCUCAAGUAAGGCUAAGCUUCAUCUACAUGCUGGCAAGAUGUGUAACUGUACAGGAGAAGUGAAAUAAAGAACACUGAAGUGUAAAUUUGAA